CACGUCCUUUAACAUUAAAACAGCAGGACCAUGUUUUUCAGAGCGCUAUCGUGUUUGCUGUGUCUCGUAAUGAUGCUGCCGUUAAUAGUUACGAUUAAUAUGGUUGAAGUAACUCCAGAUGAUCCCACUGUUACUUAUGGUUCUGAUGUUACUCUUACUUGUUCUCAUGAUGAUACUAUCAAUGCUGCUAAUCUUACAAUUGAAUGGACCACUACUGCUAGCAAUAUGGACCUCAGUAGUGUAGUUAUGACUAGUGAUAUCAGUAGUGAGUUAACAUUGUCUAAUGUUGAUUUAUCUCACAAUGGAACUUAUACUUGUGAUGUUGUUGAUGAUGAUAAUGGUACUAUUGAAGGAACCGAUUCUAUUGUAUUGACUGUUAAUCCUCCUGCUCCUAGUGAUAUUUCAAUAUCUCCUUCCAGUCCUUCAGUGGUAUACAAUAAUGAUAUUACCUUCACUUGUACAGUUACAUCACUAGCUACUCCUAAUAUAACAUGGAAUACUACUGCUCCUGAUGAUAUACUUGAUCAACCUGCUGUGAUGUCUCAAGGCAGUGAUGUGUAUACUAGUAGUUUAGUAUUGACUGGAGUUACAUUAGACAGUAUUGGAUCAUAUACAUGUACUGCUACUAAUGAAGGAGGGAGUAUUGAUACUACUGCUAUGCUUAAUGUUACUGUUCCCCUACCAGUUAUACUUGAUCUUAAUGAUCUCAAUGUUACAAUUGGUCUUCAUAUUAAGCUCAACUGUAUAGCAUCAGGUUUUGGUCUUACGUAUAAAUGGGACCUUCGUCUUUGUGGUUAUGAUUGUACAAUUGGUGGAUUUGAUACUCCAAUAUUAUCCCUGGGGCCUGUUAUUUUUGGAUCAGCUGGGGAAUAUGUUUGUAAUGUCACUGAUUUUAUAGGACAGACAGUGUCAAAGAUCAUUAAUAUUACACCAUUGGGUCCUACUUUAAUAUCUUCUAAUGCAUCAAACUGUCGAGUAACUGGGAGUUCUAGUUGUACAGAGAACUGUGAUGCCACUCCAAUACAAGUGAUUAAUGGAACCAAUGAGUUCCUACAGUGUUCAUUCCAGAACAGACCUGAUGCUCCAUAUAACCUCACCGUUGACUGGUUUAUAAGUGAACAAAGGUUUGGGGCUCCUCUUGCUGAUAAUGCUAGUACCUUUGUAACUACCACUCCUGAGGAUGAAAACAGGAUUGUUACGUCAACAAUAUUUUUUAAUCCUGUGAACUAUUUAAACUUUAUCUCACCCAGAGCAGCCAGGUAUGAGCAUGCUUAUACCUGUACGGCUUUUAUCGGGAACUUCUUUAAUGAUCAAGUAAUGAGUGAUGGGACUUGUCUUGAAGGAUUAUUUGGGCCUGUUCUUAUAACAGAGCCUGAAAAGAACUUUACAGCAAAUAUUGGAGACAAGUUCAUAUUUAAAUGUGAUCCUGAUUAUUCUAACCCAAGACCUCAGUUACAAAUUAACAAGAUACUAACGAAUGGAACUGAACUCAAUCUGUAUAAUGGUCAAUCUAUGUUGUAUUCUAUUGUAAAUGUUACCUUUGAUGAUGCUGGUAGUUACAGAUGUGUAUUGACUAAUGCUUAUGGAAGGACUGAGAGCAACUUUCAACUGAUAGUACAAAGUGUUCCUGAUCAAGUUACUGGUGUGACUGUUACUUAUUUGUCUUUUUUUGAAAUUGAAUUCAAAUGGAAUGUCCCUAGUUCUAAUUUUGGUCGUGAUCAGCGCUAUAAUGUUGAAUACAGAUUAGAUCUUGCUGAAGCUAGCUCUUCUAAUAUAACAGGACUUACUAAUCCCAGCUAUCUUCUAAUUGAUUUUGACUUAAAUCGUAAUUAUACUGUCGUUGUAUCCAGUAAUAAUGAAGUUGGUAGAGGGCCUUCCUCAGAUGUUGUUACUUUUCCUAGUAUCAGCUCAGGUAUGGCUAGUUUGCUUCGUGUCCGUACUCCAUCAAUAUUCAUCACUUCUACUCAGAUACAAAUAUUGUGGGAGCUCCCUCCUCUCUUUAGACCAACUGGGCGGAGACCAGCUGAGAUAGGCCGAUAUGUACUGAAUUACAGAGCUAAUGGAAAAGAUACCCCUGUAUCUGUCAGUAACAACUCAUUGAAACAUACAAUGGAGUCUUUGGUCCCUAAUACUGAGUACAUUAUUAAUAUUAAUGUGGAGUAUAGUGAGCCUCAAGGUUUUAAAGGGAAUACUGUUAGUAUCACUGCAAAGACUAAACCUGCAGAUAAUCUUCCUGAAGUUUCAACUAACCUCAGCUCAUCGAACAUCAACGACACAACAAACCCGUCCAUCCAAGUCAAAUGGGAGCCUCUUUCCCCCGAAGAUGGUUCCGAAUUCUUACAACGUUACGUCGUGCGUGUCAAUGUCACUGACCUUGCCGCCAGUAGAGGCUCAAGAAGACGUCGUCAGGCGAAUCCAGUCAUGACUACUCUAGAGUAUAAUGUUAGUAAUGCAGAGAGCCAGUUUGAUUUUACUGACAUUAAGCCAUUCAUGUCUUACUCCAUUGGAGUUAAUGCUGCUCUCCUGGUUGAUGGGCUGGAGAGAGAAGUCCCCAUUACUAGACCAACUAGUGUGGACUCACCUGAAUCCAGUUAG
Molecule: messenger RNA, 2595 nt
Organism: Amphimedon queenslandica
Lineage: Eukaryota; Metazoa; Porifera; Demospongiae; Haplosclerida; Niphatidae
Product: hemicentin-1-like
Exons: 9
Coding region: 31-2595 (854 amino acids)
Biological process (GO): cell-cell adhesion
Molecular function (GO): protein binding
Source: RefSeq, a predicted model, not a curated record